AUGGUACUCGUGACGCAGGUAUCGCCCGGGAGCGUCGCGGCGCGAGGGUGUGAUGCUUGCGGCGCGCCGCGGCGGGCGCUGGCGCCGCAAGUAAUGACCAUGCGAGGCCCGCGCCUCUCUACGCACGCCGCACCGCACGUCGAAUCGCACGCCGCACCGCACGCCGCACAACACGCCGCACCGAACGCCGCAACGAACGCCGCACCGCACGUCCUACACCACGCCGCACAUGCCGCUGUACGCGUUACCGUACACAUCGUCGCAUACGUUGCCCUGGUCUUGGUCGUCGUACUCGGUGAACACGUAGCACUAGCUGACAACGGGCUCAUCAAGGGCCAGCGUGCGCCCUGCUCCAACGAAGGUGAGGCAGUUCGUCUCCAGGACUCCAGACUAGAGCAAGAUUGGAGUAGCUGCUUCCGUUGCAUCUGCAAGAACGGGUUCGUGGAGUGCCGCAGCGGCGUCGACGAGUGUGGCCCCAUGGACGACUGCGCAGUGGUGAUGCCGCGCGAGGGCUGCUGCGCGCGUUGCAAGGGCUGCUGGUACAACGGCACGGAGCACCUCUCCCACACGGAGUGGGGCGAGGCGGGCCGGCUGCUCCGCUGCGAGGCCGGCGUGGUCACCAUUUCGCGGCCAGAGUGCUACGCGCCCUGCGACCGGCCGCGCCACCAGCGUCACACGCACCACAACUGUCCGGUUUGUGACGAGUGCGUGAUCAAUGGGCAGCGCGUGGGGGAGGGGCGCGACGUUCGCGUGCCCGAGGAGCCUUGCUUGUCCUGCAGGUGUGUGCGCGGCACGCUUUCAUGCGCCAAACGCGCGUGCCCAGUACUGCCCUGCCCUAGGGCGCACCAGCACACACCGCCCGGGGAGUGCUGCCCCCGCUGCUCGCACCCCACUGCUGACAAGAUUCUGCCGAUUUCAGGUAGUUCGCUUCCGAAGCCCUGCAUAAUAGGUAAAGAAUACCAUGCCCACCACAGCCGGUUCCAGGUGGACCCAUGUACGGACUGUACGUGUAUGAACGGGACGACGGUGUGUACGCGUCACACUUGUCCAGUUCUGACGUGUGGCGCCCGGGCUUUGCCUCCUCCUCCGGGCAAAUGUUGCACCGAAUGUCCACACGUUGAAGAGGCUAAAGCUGCGUGUGUUGUAGGAGGAGUAACCUACCAGGACGGGGAAACCUGGCAACUGGAUGCAUGCAAAUCGUGCGAAUGCCAUGGUGGUGAACCACGAUGUGCUAUGGAGCGGUGCCCUCCAUUGUCAUGUCCUUCGGAUCAAAACCUACGGCAGCUCCCCGGUCAAUGUUGUCCGAAAUGUGUGGACAUCGACGGUAUCUGCACUGUGUUCGGCGAUCCCCACUAUAAGACUUUCGACGGGAAAUUUUAUAGUUUCCAGGGAUCGUGCAAAUACCAGUUAGUGUCUGAUUGUGCGAAUCAUACAUUCUCGAUAAGGAUUUCGAACGACGCAAGAAAUACUACACAUUCCUCGUGGACGCGCACAGCGACUCUGCGCAUUGGUUCCACAAAAGUGAACAUGGGUCGGAAGAUGCGUGUGAAAGUGAACGGGCGCAGGGUGACUCUGCCGCACAAAAUAAACAAAGUGGCCGAUAUCGCGCGAACCAAUGGCUCCGUCCUAUUAAGGUCGGACAUCGGGGUUCAGCUGUUGUGGGACGGUGACGGAUUCUUGGAGGUGACCGUGUCCAGUGUCUACAGGGGUAAACUGUGCGGCCUGUGCGGCAACUUCAACUCGGUGGCGAGGGACGAUAUGAGGACCCGCGACGGGAGGGUGUUGAACGACGCGUGGCGGUUCGGCUCCUCGUGGCGGGUGGGCGGCCGGCGCGCUUGCUCGCGCCCGCUCGAGCGGCCGGGCGUGAGCUCGCGCUGCCGGCCACACAGGCUGGCGAAGGCGCGCCGGCUGUGCCGCGGCUUCGACAGGUACGAGGCGUUCGCGGACUGCGGCGGCAGGGUCAACCCGCACAACUACCGCGAGGCGUGCGUGCUGGACGCGUGCAGCUGCUCGGGCAAGCGGUGCCACUGCGCGGCGUACAGGGCGUACGCGCGCGAGUGCACGCGCCUGGGCGCCGAGCCGGGCGGAUGGGCGCGCGCCGCCUGGUGCGAGGGCCCGCCGCCGCCGUGGCUCGGCCGCGCGCGCAAGUCGCCGCCCGCCCCCGAGCCCGCCAGGCGGGCGCGCCUCGACCCGGCGGCGUCAAUUCCGCCGGCGCGGCGAGUUAGAGUAUUA
Molecule: messenger RNA, 2232 nt
Organism: Iphiclides podalirius (scarce swallowtail)
Lineage: Eukaryota; Metazoa; Arthropoda; Insecta; Lepidoptera; Papilionidae
Source: the annotation of a GenBank genome assembly